AUGCUAAGUGAGUUUUAUUUUUGGAAAUGUUUAGAAUUAUUGAAAAUAAAACAUAAAUAAUUUUAGAAAUGAGUUUGAAUGGGCUCCUCCAGUUCGAAUUGUUGCAAUUUGGACGCUUUUUUGUCGCAACUCUUGAUGUUUUUGCAGAUUUAUUGAUAUGUAACUAGUAAGUUGUUUUUAAAUAAUCAUUGAGAAUUCAUCUCUUUAAAAAAAUCCCUCUGAAAAAUUAAAUUUUUUUCAGUCUUCGUGACAAAUUCGAGAUAUUUUCUGAAGAAGGCGGCUCUCAUCUUGUGUAUGGGUAUUUCUUUUUCACUGCAGUUAGCUUGAUUGUAUAUGUGUUCGAAAUGAUUGAUAUAUGUAAAACUUUGAAAUAUGAUGAGGAAAAUCUAUUUUAUGCCAGACUUGUCAAAUCACUUAUUCUGGUUUGUGAAGAGGUAAAUUUUUUACUAAAAGUAUAAAAAAAUAUCUGAAGUAUGAAAAAAUGAAGCCAUCAGAAAACAAGCAAUUUUCUUUUCGUCUGAUGGACAAUGUGUGAUAAAUCGCUUAACAUAAACUGCUGUUUGAAAAACAAACAACAUUUCGAAUGUCGAAACAGCACAGUGGAAAAAGAGAAAACAACACAAAAGAAUGUGGGUUGUGACAAGUGUGAUAAUUCUUGAUUUCUGAACCUUUGAAGAAAAAUAGAAAGCACAUUUGUGCUAAUGAAAUUUGAUAAUGUACUAAAAAUGUGAAAAAAAAUGGAUGUUGUAAUUGAGAAAAGUGAGCAUGUUGGAAAAACAACAGUGUCUGUUGCGAAAUCAAAAGAUUUGUCUAGAUAGAGAUGAAGCCUGAAGUAUAUACUUCAUUAUAAAUUGUGGGAUCUAAUAAAUCAAAAACGAAAAUGUUGAAACGUUACGGUUUGUAAUGUCUCACCUAAUUUUAACUUCACAUUUUUCCAAUUUUGGUAUAAAAAGUGAAAUUUUUCGACUAAUUUCUUUCACGAUUAAAUAAAAUUACAAAUUAUACCACAAAAAUUAAUGUUUUUCGUUUUCUCCCAGAUCAUCUCGAAACAUUGUUAUCUUUGAUUGAUCAACAAAAGUGUACAGAUAACAUCAAAAUCCAUAUGCUUUUCGAGCUCUUCUUUUUCUUCAUCCUUCCUCAAUACACAUUUAUCAUUGCAGCACCAAACAAUUUGUUAUAAAUUGUCAACGUUUUCUUUCUCUCAUUUUCUGCACCGACACAAAACAAAACUCUAUUAUCCAGGUUCAUACCACAACAACGCGAACUCAAAAUUACAUCCUAAAAAUACAAAAACAAAAAACAAUUGCUUUGUUUAAGGUUAAAAUGAGUUGAUUUCAGGUGCCACUUCCUCUCAUUUUAUACAAUCUGAUGGAUUAUAGAGGUGGAAUAACGUUAGCACACUCAUUCGGACUUUUAUCAAUGAUAAAAAUCGUCACAUUGGCAUGGGGAUUUAUCAAAUUCAUAAAAAUGCGAUUUUUCUGGCCAUGUUUGCCAUUAAAUCCAAAACACGAGACAAGGUUUUUUCAAAUACUCAUCAAUAUUUUUCUGACUUUAUGUUUAAUAUUUUCAGAGAAAACGUGCGACGCUGUUUUACUCUCACACAAUAUCGAAUCAGUAUGGUUAUUGUGAAUAUUUUCCACGUCAUCGCACUUACUUUAUGUAUUUUAUGUGUGAAAAAGGCUCGUGGAAUUCAAACUCUCGGAAGUGGUGGUACAAAUUAA
Molecule: messenger RNA, 1721 nt
Organism: Caenorhabditis angaria
Lineage: Eukaryota; Metazoa; Nematoda; Chromadorea; Rhabditida; Rhabditidae
Source: the annotation of a GenBank genome assembly